UCUUUUGGCAAUUUCCCAUCUUACCAAAAAUAGACUCAUUAUGGAGUACAUGAUAAUUUUUCACUACUCUUUUAUCAUUUUAACAUGAUGAAUAAAAAUAGUUUAUGGCUUACGAAAUAUUCGCCAAAACUCACAUGCACGGAGGGGUCCGUCAGUAUGGGGGGAGCAGUUACUAACUUUACUACUAAUAUCAUCACUUCACUCUCAUGAAAUAAAGAAAAAACCCCACAGCAUUCAAGAAUCAAGAAAGUCGUUUGCUGGCAAACUUUAUGUGUAGCAAAUCAAAAAUCACCCUUAUAGCCACAAAUUUCCAGUACCAAAAAUUCAAAGACUCAAACUGUUUUGUCUGCAAUGAGUCCGGGGGGAGUAUUUGCUGGAGUAUUCUUUUUGUUGGCAGUGUAUUGUGGGGUUGACCCUUUUAAGCAUAGUGCAAUUUAUGAUGUCAAAGAUUUUAAGGCUUACAGAGUUGAUGUCCCUCACUGGUCUGAAAUUCCAGUGGAAAAGGAUACUCAGAAUUUGCUACAGAAAUCGGAAAUCAAGUUCUUGAAUGAGAUUCAGGGCCCGGAAAGUAUUGCAUUUGACCCCAAAGGGAGGGGACCUUACACAGGUAUAGCUGAUGGGAGAAUUGUGUUGUGGGAUGGUGACAAAUGGAUUGAUUUCGCUUAUACCUCUGCUAAUAAUAGGUCUGGCUUCUGUGACCCAAAACCAUCACCCCUGAGCUAUUUAAAAAAUGAGCACAUCUGUGGCAGGCCUUUGGGGUUACAGUUUGAUAAAAGAACAGGUGACUUGUAUAUUGCUGAUGCAUAUUUUGGGUUGAUGAAAGUAGGGCCUGAAGGUGGACUAGCAGAAACAUUGACAACUGAGGCUGAAGGAGUGCCUCUGGUAUUCACAAAUGACCUGGAUGUUGAUGAUGAAGGAAAUGUCUAUUUUACGGAUAGCAGCACCAAGUACCAAAGAAGGAAUUUCAUGCUGCUGGUUUACUCAGCAGAAGAUAGUGGGAGGGUUCUGAAGUACAAUCCUAGUACUAAACAAACCACUGUUCUUGUUCGGAAUCUCCAAUUCCCAAAUGGUCUGUCACUAAGCAAGGACCGUUCCUUCUUUGUAUUCUGUGAAGGUGCCAAGGGCAGGUUACAGAAGUACUGGUUGAAAGGCGAGAAAGCGGGGACCUUAGAAGUGAUGGCAGUCCUCCCAGGAUAUCCCGAUAAUAUCAGUACAAAUGAGAGAGGUGAAUUUUGGGUAGCAAUCCACAGUCGCCGUACCACUUACAGCAUUAUAAAUUCCAAAUACCCUCAACUUCGUCUGUUCUUGCUGAAGCUUCCUAUCCCAGUAAAGCUCCGCUCCCUCCUGCAAGAAGGCAAAGCGCCGGCUAUUGUUGUGAAGUAUAGCCCUGAAGGUAAGUUGCUACAGAUAUUGGAAGAUGGAGAAGGGAAAGUUGUUAGUGCUGUUAGUGAUGUUGAGGAGAUAAAUGGGAAGCUUUGGAUGGGAAGUGUCUUCAUGCCUAUCAUUGCUGUUUACCAACUAGAAUGAGCUAAAAGAGUUAUCCUUUUUCUUUCUUUCUUUCUUACAUUAUUGAUCACUUUCUCCUUUGGAUACUCUCUCUCUCUAACACUCUGCUUGGAUGGUUGUUACUUACGGUUUCGCAAUGUAUCGUAUUGUAUGGUUAGAAUUAUUCUGUUGAUAACUCUCUUUCUAGUUCCCUAAUAGUUUUGAUGUUCCUGUUGAUGACAAGAAUGCAUAUAGGAAGUCUUCUCUAGUGGAGCCUCAAUUCUUUGA
Molecule: messenger RNA, 1773 nt
Organism: Capsicum annuum
Lineage: Eukaryota; Viridiplantae; Streptophyta; Magnoliopsida; Solanales; Solanaceae
Product: protein STRICTOSIDINE SYNTHASE-LIKE 3
Exons: 4
Coding region: 352-1527 (391 amino acids)
Biological process (GO): biosynthetic process
Molecular function (GO): strictosidine synthase activity
Source: RefSeq, a predicted model, not a curated record